Priapulus caudatus is the source of this 513-nucleotide messenger RNA. Its product is annotated as plasma membrane calcium-transporting ATPase 2-like. The record is from RefSeq and is a predicted model, not a curated record. The coding region runs from base 28 to 513 and encodes 161 amino acids. Lineage: Eukaryota; Metazoa; Priapulida; Priapulimorpha; Priapulimorphida; Priapulidae. The transcript has 6 exons.
AAGGACUACGUGCCAGGCGAGGCGAAGAUGAACGAGGUUCACUACGACGAACACGACCCGCCGAACUGGGAUGACGAGGGCGCCACCAUCUCCGGCCUCACGGCGCUCGCAUCGUCGCAUAGAGGACCCCGUCGACCCGAGGUGCCGUCGGCGAUCAAGCGGUGCCAGCAGUCAGGGCAUCACCGUGCGCAUGGUUACCGGGGACAACGUCAACACGGCACGCUCGAUCGCGGCAAGUGCGGAAUCCUGAAGCCAGAAGAUGACUUCCUUGUGCUCGAGGGGAAGGAGUUCAACGAAGCGGCGUGCGCGACAAGAACGGAGAGGGAGCUUCAUUCGCCCAUCUUGUCGAGGCAUCUGGAUGAAGAGAAAUCUGUUGUGAAUAUGUUGCACCAGGCUAAAGACUUCGCUGCCGUCAACGCUCGAAACUCGUCGGCACAGGAUGACAACGACGCCGAUGAGGAUUGUGUUAACGUGGAGAGUGCCCCAAGACUAGCAAAGCCAGAACAGCUAUAA